Messenger RNA from Nerophis lumbriciformis (worm pipefish), 444 nucleotides. Lineage: Eukaryota; Metazoa; Chordata; Actinopteri; Syngnathiformes; Syngnathidae. The record is from RefSeq and is a predicted model, not a curated record.
AUGGCAUUGGCUCUUCGCUCGUUGUUCCUCCUUUGCGGCUUGACCGGACUGCUGACAGGAGUCGGGUCUUUCCCUUCGAGGUUUUUCAACGAUGUGAGCUGUCCUGAAGGAUGGACACAGGUGGACCUCAAGUGUUACAUCUUGGAAGACGACGCUAGGAUGUUUCAAGAUGCAGAGGCCGUCUGCAACAUUCUGGGUGGCAAUAUGGUCUCCAUCUCUAAUGACUUGGAGAAUAUAGUUGUUGGAGCUAUAGGUGAAAAUGGGGUUUCUGGUGCUACUAUGUGGAUUGGACUUUUUGACAACAUCAAGGUUGAAUGCCAGACAGGUGGAGCGGCCACCUUGAAAAAGCCAUUGGACGCCUCACCUCGUCGCCAGAUCAACUCGUCUAGUUCUGCUGAACUGUUUGUGCACGCCCCUUGUCGGAUCUCCACGCCUGAUUUCUAG